Molecule: messenger RNA, 2406 nt
Organism: Uncinocarpus reesii 1704
Lineage: Eukaryota; Fungi; Ascomycota; Eurotiomycetes; Onygenales; Onygenaceae
Exons: 8
Coding region: 1-2406 (801 amino acids)
Cellular component (GO): mRNA cleavage and polyadenylation specificity factor complex
Source: RefSeq, a predicted model, not a curated record
AUGGCGAUUCCAGUAAGCAAUCUGGUGGAACAAAUGUCCCAGCUCGAUGCGGCGCGAAACCUCGUUCUCGGCGAUGCUGCGCUUUACCCUCAGAUCGUUCACGGCAUAAUUCCUAUAAUUGGCUCCAAUUCGCGUCUGGAGCUGCGAAGAUGGGGCGCCGAUUUCCUCGCAGAGACAUUUGCAAGUCCCACGUUCCCCCAGCCUGCAAAGCAAAAGCUGGCUACCGAAAUCCUCCAGACGAUACAUGAACUACUUAAUACGCCGGAACAAGAUAUUGCUGUGGUGAAAAAUGCUAUUCAGGCCUCUGCCAGUAUCUACCCGCUAGUGUUUAGGCAUAUCAUUGACCACCCUGAAGAUUCUGCAGUUUGGGAGAAUAUGACCGCCAUCAAGCUCACUAUCUUAAAGAAAUGGGAUAGUGCUCCUCCUGGUAUCAAAAUAUGCUGUGUCAAAUUCGCGCAAAGGGUUGUCCAAGCUCAAACCCAGGGUGUUAUCUCAGAUCCAAGACGCCCUGAGAAAAACGAGAUUUCGUUGGCCCUCGUUCCAAAGAGCCACCCUCUUAUCCCUAUUCCCAACCUGGAGGCAGAAGCGUCGGGCCUUCUCGAUAGACUGCUGAACGCCUUCCACGAGAACUCGAGUGACCCGCUUCUUGUAAAUGCGACUCUAAAUUCUCUUUCAAUUCUGAUUCGGACCCGACCUUCAAUCUCAAAUAAAAUCGUCAAUGCUAUCCUAAGCUUUAACCCGCUCAAACAUGCAACUACACCGAUAACUCCAACUGUCAAAGUAAAUAUAAAAUCAAUGGAACGGACAACUCGAGCGUUGUUGAUCAAUUUGAUGAAGAGGAACCCUAAUAACCCUCUAGCUGGGCGUAUUCAACAAUAUUUCGAUCGGAUAGCACAGUCACGGAACGAGAUAUUUGAAGAAGCCACACGGAAGAGAACGCUCCCGACUGAACCUACAGACCUUGUGGAUAGUGCCAAACGAGCAAAGCUGGGCGUUAAUACUCCGCCGCAGUUAAAAAUUCCGCCGUUGCCUCCAGGCCCAACUAGUUUUGCACAACUCUUUACAUUAACAGAAGAUGUUGGUUUGGCGUCCUUUGAUGUUAAACAGUUACCGAUAGAUCUGCUUGUCAAAAUCACCGUUCCCGUCUUAAAUCGUAUUGGCGCAGAAUCUUUGGAUCAAGCGAUCGGUGCUGUGCGUACCCGAUAUCUUACUCUUUGUAAAAAGCAAGUUUUCGAACAGCGAGCCCAAGCCCAGGCACAGCUCCGGCCGCAACAGAAUGAAGAAGAAGAUGAUGAUGAGUACGAGCCAGAAUACGAGCCUAUGGAUAUUCCCGCAGCAGAGCAACCGCUAGCAAGCUCAGAUUCAAUUCAGGUUGCAGAAGUCCCCCCUGACCUCAUGACCCUGGGACCGUUCGUGCUUCCACAACCUCCCCCACUCUCAAAAACAGAAGCUGUUGAGGUGGGUAAAGAAGCGGUUGAAAGAGUGUUCACCAUGGCCUCUGCUCUCGAUCAACCUUCAAAGUCAAAAGGUUCGGGAAAGGCUCUUGGGUUUGGACGGCUUGCAGCGAGUUCGUUUGAUCGAGACUCAUGGCUUACUCUACUCACUCGUUUGGGGACUCGCGCGUCAGCCGGUUUGGAAAGUGACGUUGAUGAAGAAGCGACCCAAAUCAGAAACGGACAGAUGCAUAGCGCUGCCCCAUCACAGCCGCCAACAUUAGGAGGUGGAAUCAGGCAGUUGUUAUAUCGAUACAUUCUAGAGGACUUCCGGGUGCGAAUAAAUGUCGCUAUAUCCUGGAUGAAUGAAGAAUGGUAUAACUACAAUGUACAGGUGAGAUACGCUGCGCAGCAACAUCGUGAUGGUAUCGACGCUAUUUCAAUACCGAAUCACUACAGUCAUUGGGUAAUGAGGCUUCUGGAAAGCAUACUGCCAUACCUUGAUUCCCGAGAUAAAAUCCUCAUAAGGUUCUUAAGCGAGUUACCAGAGCUGGAUCGCACUUUGAUCAGAAAAGUUCAGACAUUAGCCAACGAUCCGGAGAGGGUCAACUUUUACCUAGUCCUUGUACGCCCGCCAGUGAAAGAAAUGUGUCUGGAUGCCCUAGAGGAUUUGUACAAUACUGUGGAAGAAACCCGGCCUUUAAUAACAAAGAUCCUUCUCAAGUUUCGACCUGGGGCUCUACCCGACCAAGCAAAACAGUUCACGCAAAAUAUGAAACCGCAAGAACAGUCAAGAUCCACACCUACUCUUAGCCUUGGGUCGACGCAAAACACGACGAGCCCUGUCGCUGCAUAUCCCGUGCCCGAAAAUGUCGAUGGCAAUUCCACCGCCACAAAUUCUCAACAAAAUGGUCAGGUUUUGAAAUCAGAGAGGACAGGUACAGCUGAGCAGAGUGUCACAGCUGCUGUAUGA